This is a messenger RNA of Peronospora belbahrii, 222 nucleotides long. NCBI's taxonomy places the organism in Eukaryota, Oomycota, Peronosporomycetes, Peronosporales, Peronosporaceae. The record is from the annotation of a GenBank genome assembly.
AUGUCGGUCGUAAAUGAUGCAAUUGAGCAGUUAUUAUGUGUCUACCUCGGGCUUCUGGAUGAGAAAGAUCUUUCUAUGGAUAUUAUACGUGACUUUAGAGACUUAUAUCGUCUACCUUUGCGUUCAUAUCAUGAUAAAUGUGCCCUUUUACAAGCUGCUGAAGCUUCUGGUUGUUCUCCCGAAGCUUGCCCUUAUCAUUCAAUCAAUGGUCUUAUUAUCUAG